Cryptococcus amylolentus CBS 6039 is the source of this 915-nucleotide messenger RNA. RefSeq lists its product as hypothetical. Bases 1 to 915 code for a protein of 304 amino acids. Gene Ontology annotation, molecular function: nucleic acid binding. Lineage: Eukaryota; Fungi; Basidiomycota; Tremellomycetes; Tremellales; Cryptococcaceae. The transcript has 5 exons. The record is from RefSeq and is a predicted model, not a curated record.
AUGUCCUCUACUUUGCUUCGAAGCCGGCUCGCUCGGCCCAGCACUUCUUUCUCUUCUGCGCGAAGGGUCUCUGUCUCUCGCAUACCCGAGCGAGCUUUCUCUUGCUCUCCUGUCAUCCAAAACCCCCGUAAGAACCGAGACCCCAGUCUCACCACCCGCCGCUUCACCCAAUCCCACCUUUCGUCCCUCCCAAUCACCCCUCCCCCUAAGCCUCACGCCUCCUCCUCUCUCGCCGAAUCGUCCUUCCACCACUCUCACUUCCCUUUCCCGCCAAACGUCACCCACACUUCCAACCUCACCGAGGCCAACCGGGCUUUGUCUCAGUUGAAGGGCGACACGUUGGGCUUUGAUAUCCAGGGCCCGACUUUUGCGGUGAGGCAUGAGAGUGACUGGGAGUCGGACAGGUAUACAAACACAGUUGUUCACGAUGGGGUGAGGGACCUUCACAGGCCUAUCGUUCCGGAAAGCAGCAUUCCAAAGACUACUAUGGUGCAAGUCUGCGACGAGAAUAAUGUUGUCCUCAUCAACCUCCAAGACUCUGACGCACUCCCCUCCAAGCUGGUCGACAUGGUCUGCAACCAAUACAUCGUAAAAGUUGGCAUCAACGCCCCCACCAAAGCCUCUAAGCUCUUCUCCGACUUUCCCACUUCCUUCCCCACUACCUACUCGUCCGGUAUGCCUUCAUCGCUGCUCGGCCUCACAAACUUUGUGUAUCCAUUCGCCGGUGCGAAGAAUGAGCAGUGGCUGGUCAAGGAGCUUUGUGGCAAGUGGUUGCACAUGGGCUGGGGCGAGGAGGCUGUGAAGGAUGAGGCUGGGGAACGUGACCAUGCUUCCAAUACAGUCUAUGCGAGCUUUAUCAUCUCCAAGAUGAUUGGAAACGCCAAGACUAUCCUCGACCACCUGUCUAUGCCCUAA